AUGGCAGCUCGAAAUGAUCCAGAACAAGGCCAGGAAUCCCUGGCAGAAGGAGCAUCAAUUCCAAGCUCUGCAAACCAAACCAAUGAACUUCAUGAUCCUAAUUUCAAAUCCGAAACCUUCCUUCACACUCUGGGCAAAACAGCUCAAGAGAGACAUGAAUCUAUACUUGCAAAUCGACAUGAAAAGGCUGAAUGGAAUGUUGAAACCUUUGACGAAUUCCAGAAACUAUCUGUCACCAACCAGAAAAUGGCAUGGACUUUGCACAAGAACAUUCUUCAGGACUAUUUGGCCCCAGCAGAGGACUCAAAUUCGAUACUGGCUGAAAAGAAUGAUGCCAUUCUCCAGUUACAGGAACUGAUCCAGAGCAACGAGCAACAAAUCACAGAGCAAUGUUACGGCUAUAGUAACAUGAUGUCAUGGUUACAGGGCCAGGGCCUAAAGUCAGCGUUACACUUUGAGCACCACUUCUACGAGGCACUGGCUCAUACACAAAGCAACAUGUCUGUCGUCAGUUCGAAGGGGAAAACCCCCACCAUGCCAACUUCGUCUCAGAGGUCUAAGCCUGAGAAUGAAGAGAUGCCCGACGCACCCACCAUCAACGAACUCAAGGAAACUCUACGCGUCAAGUUGCCCGACACUUACUCCGGCAACCGAAAGGAACUUGAGGUGUUUUUGCUACAGGUCGAACUGUACCAGCACUUCAAUGACGAGAAGUUUCCCACCCAGGAGAGCUAUGCCCUGUAG
This is a messenger RNA of Pseudogymnoascus destructans, 744 nucleotides long. RefSeq lists its product as uncharacterized. The transcript is spliced from 2 exons. The record is from RefSeq and is a predicted model, not a curated record. Bases 1 to 744 code for a protein of 247 amino acids. NCBI's taxonomy places the organism in Eukaryota, Fungi, Ascomycota, Leotiomycetes, Thelebolales, Thelebolaceae.